AUGUCAAAAACAUCUUCAACUAAUUUAAUGUUAACCACUACACAAAUGAAACAAGUACCGAUUGAAAAUCAUAGGCGAGAAGCAAAUAAAGCAGUAUUCGAUGGCAAUAAUACAGAUUCGAGAACAACAUGGGAGAGUCAACCAGACCCAGUAUUAACACCACUGAUCAAAAGUGAAAUUUCGGAUAAUAUAUUAGAAAUCUGUCCUGAAUCGAUUCAGACAAAGCUCGAUGAUAUCAAAAAGAAAUUUGAUUUACAAAGUAGAGAUGUUUACCAGAUAGAACACGAACUAGCAGAACUUGAACAACUAAAGCGUCAAUACGACGAUUUGAAUCCAGCAGUUUUUAAAAAUUCUGAAAAGUACAAAGCUGCCAUUCCUGAGAUACAUAUAGCUGAACUAAAAGAAGCUAUGACGGUAUCUCGGCGAUGGAAUGGAUUUCGGCAGAAGCUGAAAAAAUUUAGUGAAAAUAAUAAUUCAAAACCAGCAAAAACAUUUUCGGAUGCCCUAGAAAAGCUUGAACUGUACGAUGAUAUGCGUGCUGAGCUGGAAAAAAAGACCGAAACUGAGCCAAAUCUCGAAGCAUUGAUUACGGAAACGAAAGCUCUUGUUGGUGAAGUAGCUCAAACUUCUGAGUCUGUUAACUGGGAUCACUCCAUUCGAGAUCAAAUUCCUAAAUUGUUAGCACAUAUUUUUGGUGUUUGGACUUUGAAAAAUACUCAGCAUCUUAACGCGUCGCGUGGUAUCGAAGCCUCACGAGCUUAUCUAUUGAUGCCGCAUAUUGCACAAGUCGUUGCAAUCUUCCGUAUUCUUGGUAUUGGGUACAAAAAGAACUUGCAACUCCUUAAAAUUAGUAUACCUAAGACAAAAAUAAUCACUGACAAUUUAAUUAAUAAUUUGGUACAAAUAGGAACAGGUGAAGGUAAAUCCAUUGUUAUGGCAGUUACUGCUUGUGUGUUUGCACUCAUUGGCGUGGAUGUUAGAUGUUCGUGUUAUAGUGAAUAUCUAAGUACGCGAGACCAAAAUGAUUUUGCUCCGGUAUUUCGUGCGCUCGGAGUAGAAAAACGAAUCGAAUAUGGCACUUUUAAUAAACUCUGUGAAAAUGUGUUAAAUGAACAAUGCAAUCUACGAGAAAAAGUAGGUGACAUGAUCAUGAAAAAUAAGAAUGCCGUAGAGGUAGGUAUAGCAACUGCGCGUAUUCGUCCAAAAGUGUUGUUGAUCGAUGAGGUAGAUGUUUUUCUAAGUGAAAAAUUUUAUGGUGGAAUCUAUACUCCAUCGCUAUAUUUAAAAGAUUCCUCGAUAAAGAUGUUGUUAGACACAUUAUGGCAAAAUAGAAAUUUACGAACAUUAAAUGCUGUCAAAGCUUCGACAGCAUACCAAGCUUGUGCUUCACGUUUCAGUAAUUGGAUUUUUCUUUUCGAGGAAGCUAUAAAAGAUAUGUUGGUUGCUUUACGAUCAUUUCAGUCAUCAACAUAUAUUGUGCAGAAUGAUAGGAUUGUCUAUAUCGAAGGUGAAUCCAUUGUAGAAAAUGUAGUUCGCGGUUAUGAUACUAUUUGGGCAUAUUAUUAUGAGAAUCAAAAAGGUAAUAUUAGUCAAAGUAGUCUGGAUGCGAAUGUGGGCAUCAUUAUUAACUGUGGAGCAUUCUCUUAUGCGGAAAUGCCGCAUGAAUUCGGGUUUAUAACUGGUGUUACAGGUACUUUAGAAACACUUUCUAAAUCAGAAAAAGAUAUACUGGAAAAUGUUUAUCAUGUGCACAAAAACACUAUUAUGCCAUCGGUAUUCGGAAGAAGCAAUCGAAAUUAUAAUUCCGUGAACGAUGUAUACGCAGUUACAAAGUCAGAAUAUUUCAUGAGAAUUCGCGGAGAGAUUGACGUCAUGCGUAAUGCUGGACGUGCCAUUCUUGUAUUUUUCGAAUCGGAAGAAAAGUUGAUGGCAUUUUACAACUCUUCUGACAUGUCAUCUAUAAAAGAGACAGUACAGAUUAUCACCGAAAAAGUUUCUCGCAAAGAGAGAGAACUAUGUAUUAAACGAGCAGCAACCGAUGGCAAAGUUACGCUAUUGACUAGAAUAUUUGGGCGAGGAACUGAUUUCAUAUGUCGAAAUCAACAAGUGUUAGCUAAUGGUGGUAUUCAUGUGCUCCAAACCUUCUUUUCAGAGGAACUAUCUGAAGAAUAUCAAAUAAUGGGAAGAGGAGCUCGACAAGGAGAUCAUGGUUCAUAUAGAAUGAUAUUGUUGGAUAGCGAUUUAGAAUGGGUACUUGGCGCCGAUUGGGAGAAGGAGAUUCCUCAAAUAACAGGCUCUAUUCUGUAUAAAUCUUUGAAUGAGGCACGCAGAGAACGUUAUGAAAGCAAAUGUGCUGCGAGAGGAGUUGGUAUAAAACAAUGCAGACAUGACCACAAAGAGUCUAUAAAAUUCAUGAAAGCAUUGUCUGAGGGAAAAAUGAGCAUUGUUAUAAGCUUUUUGACUGAACAGAAUCGCGGAGCGGAUAUACCUGUAGAUACCUCGCGUACACUUCUCCUAAUGGAUGCAACAGGCUCCAUGUCAAAUUUGUUGUCGGCUGCCAAAGAUACUGUCUGUACGAUGUUUGAACGUGCCUCUGCAGUUCUAAAGGAGAAAAAACUUCCUGGUGAUGCAUUUCAAAUGCAAUUUGUAGUUUAUCGAGACUAUGACUGUAAAGCACAUGGAGUUCUACAAAGUUCCUCUUGGGAAACAAACCCAACUAAAUUGAGAUCUUUCAUGACUAAUAUUCAUGCUCACGGCGGUGGUGAUUAUGAAGAAGCAAUUGAAAUAGGAUUAUGGUACGCAGUUCAGCAAAGUGCAGAACCAGAGGGAAUUUCACAGGUUAUUUUAAUUGGAGAUGCACCAGCUAAAAAUAGUGCGGCAAUAGACAGAGACAGAGCAGCUACUGGCGGUGAAUCAUAUUGGGGUACGACGAAGUUCAGAAAUCCUACUCAUUAUACAACCGAAAUGAGGAAGUUGAAAAAGAAAAACAUUCCUGUUCAUGCAUUUUAUCUCCGUGAUGGUGCAAAAGUCAAUUUUGAACAAAUUGCGCAUGAGACAGGAGGAAGUUGUAAAUCGCUAGAAAUCAAUUCUCCUGAAGGUGCCGAAUCAUUGACGCACUUUGUUACUCAAGAACUCCUUAGAAAAGCAGCUGGGAAGCAAGGAGAUGCUGCAGUAGCACUAUAUGAAGCGAAGUACGUCAAGAAAACGUUUACAUCCUAA
Molecule: messenger RNA, 3219 nt
Organism: Rotaria sp. Silwood2
Lineage: Eukaryota; Metazoa; Rotifera; Eurotatoria; Philodinida; Philodinidae
Source: the annotation of a GenBank genome assembly